AUGCCCAACAUUGAAGAGCUGACAAAAAACAUAUUACCUUCGUCAACUGAACCUCCCCCAGAAGAAACAAAAAAAUCAAAGCCAACAGCUCGCCCAAUUAUGAGACCGAUUUCAGGGGGUAUCAUUGGUCAAGGUACACAUCUUCCAGCUCAUGACGAUGUUAAACCAGCGCAGAUUACUACUAGUUCUGCCACCUUCUAG
Ambispora gerdemannii is the source of this 201-nucleotide messenger RNA. The record is from the annotation of a GenBank genome assembly. Lineage: Eukaryota; Fungi; Glomeromycota; Glomeromycetes; Archaeosporales; Ambisporaceae.